Racocetra persica is the source of this 201-nucleotide messenger RNA. The record is from the annotation of a GenBank genome assembly. Lineage: Eukaryota; Fungi; Glomeromycota; Glomeromycetes; Diversisporales; Gigasporaceae.
ACUUUAAUAUGGCAAGGAAAAAGAAACAAGAAAAAUUUAGUGAGGAGGAAGAAGUAUAUGCUGCUGUAAAAAUUUUACAAGAAAAAUUCGAUGAACGUAAUUCUGUAAUGUAUUUAGUAAAAUGGGCAGGCAAAGAUCAGAAUGGAAAUGAAUGGGAACCAACUUGGGAACCCUAUGAAAAUUGUGGAACUCCGCUCAUAC